Leptosomus discolor (cuckoo roller) is the source of this 4041-nucleotide messenger RNA. RefSeq names its product protein phosphatase 1 regulatory subunit 26 (gene PPP1R26). Gene Ontology annotation, molecular function: protein phosphatase inhibitor activity. Gene Ontology annotation, biological process: negative regulation of phosphatase activity. The record is from RefSeq and is a predicted model, not a curated record. NCBI's taxonomy places the organism in Eukaryota, Metazoa, Chordata, Aves, Leptosomiformes, Leptosomidae.
AUGUUCCUUAUGAAUGCUUCUCCUUUGGUAGCUCUUCAGACGAAAUGGGAGUCCUUUGGACCAGCAAGGAAUUGUAGGUAUCCCGUUUGCUUCUCUGAAUCUGAAGGGGACGUCACUAGAACCUCCGUCAGUGCGAAAGUUCAGAUGAUCAUAAACAACCUGCAAAGUCAAGAGUCUCCCCUGGGUAUGAACAAUGAGUAUGAUCGUAUUAUGCAGAAGAAACAAAAGGGAGAAAAGGGCAGUAGUAACAGAGUCGCACCUAGCGCCCCGUUGCUGCGGAAGCAUCCUCAAUAUACCAGGUGUGGAUGCCCUGGUGAUUCGGACGACACCGAAGUGGAAGAGAACGUGGGGUUUGGGACUCUCUUGCUCGAUUCUGACAGCGACGAUUCCGUGGACCGAGGUAUAGAGGAAGCCAUUCAGGAGUACUUGAAAGCAAAAAGCAAAAGUGACCCGUCCUUGCAAAGGAAUGCAGAGUGUUCUGAGAAUAUAAGCAGAGACAAAAGGUUUAAGAGAGAAUUCUCCCAGAACAAAGUGGCUAGUAACCUUCUCCCUGUGAAAUUUAAAGCUGAGAUGCUCUCUGAAGAGUACCUGUCUGACCACCUGGGCAUUGGUAAAAGGCUACAGCCUGCUUCCCCUCAGAGCAUCAGCAGCGAUGACUCUUUUGAACAGAGCAUACAGGCUGAAAUAGUGCAGUUCUUGAAUGAGAAGAAGCAGCAAGAAAUUAGUAAAUGUGUAACUGGGGAGGAUAAAAAAGAUCCCCGUGUGAGAUCUGUCCUGAAAUGCAACAAAGAAACACCAAAACCCAACAGUGGUGCUAUAAAGCGAGGUUGUAACGCGCUGCUCUUGAGGCACCACCCCAAGCUGCAGAAGACCAGCACGCAGUCCAAGUGUUUGCCGUCCAAAAUCCAGGAAGAGCCUGGUGAUUUCAGCCGAGUGAACCAAGCGUAUCUGGAAAUGGCCGCGGCCAGCCAGCCCUGGUUAGUGGAGCAAAAGGCGGAAAGCGGAGCUAAUUACUGGGAGACGAGGGGAGCACUGCUGGACGAGAGCGUGCCCACGUCUGACUCGAGCAGCGAUGAUGGCAUUGAAGAAGCCAUUCAGCUUUAUCAGCUGGAGAAAAUCAGGAAAGAGGCAGGUCAUGCGACAGACUGUGUCCCUUUGCAGCGGGAACAAUUUGAUGCAAAGGGAAUGGCGGACAUUUCCGCAAGCCUGACAAUUAGCUCAACAAAAAGUGCCUCACAAGAAAUCCCUAAAAGCCCUCUAAGCAACAAGAGGAAAGAAAUCCAUUCAAAGUCGACAGAGUUAGAAAGCACCAGCAGUGAAUUUAACAAGCUGUUUAAACCACUGAAAAAACCCAGACAUUUUGCACCUCCGGAAAACAAGCUUGCUGCUUGCGAGCUCACGUUGCAGGCCUCUUGCAGAGCCGACACAUCUGCAGAACUCAUGUGUGCGGAAGCUAUCCUCGAUAUUUCCAAAACAAUCAUGCCGUCCCAAAUGGGAAGCGACAACAGAUCGCUCGCUGCGGACUCCUUCUUUUCUCCCCAGCUUCUGUCGUCCUCCCGUGGUGAAAGUGACAGCAGCCUCGUGGACAGCGAUGAUAGCAUAGAGCAAGAAAUCAGGGCUUUUUUGGCUCUGAAAGCACAGUCAGAGAAUCUUGGAACAAAGCCUCCCGGGCUGUCGCACUCAAUCCAGAUGCCUUUGCCUUCUGAUCAAAACAGCCUCGCCGGUACCCUUGAGCCUUCUCUUCCCAAAACACUGAAGCUAUCACUGAGUCGUAAAAGGAGACUGAAAAGGGAAGGCAGCAGAGCGAAACAAGGUGCAUCAAAACCACCGGAACAGCUGGAGACAGGACUUUUCCAGCCAGGUAACUAUUCAAAAUUUCCUGUGCUCCAAGAGGAGUGUGCCCCGAGCAGCCCUGCGGAACUCGGCGAUGCUCAAAGGCUCAGUGGUAAAGAGACGAGGCAGCAGCAGCUGGUGUCUUCCAAGUUGUCUGGAUCUGAUGGCAAAUCUGUGGCCUUGGACUCUGUAAACCCUUUUAUGCAGGUUCAGAGUAGCACGAGAAAGCGUAUGAAAAAUACCAUCCAAAGUCAAGAAAGGGAUGGUUCGGAUGAUGAGAGCAGUUCUCUGGACAGUGAUGAGGACCUUGACAGUGCUAUCAAGGACCUCUUACGGUCUAAAAAAAAAUUAAAGAAGUCAUCCAAGGACCAGAAAUCUCAGUGCAAGAAGAGAGUCAGGUUUAGCGAGACAGAAACUCGGCUGCUAGAUGAAUUUAGUAGCCUCCAACAAAACGAGUGGAAAUGUAAAAAUCCCGUGCUGCUGAAAAGCUGCCUCUCAAAACCUAGAAAGGCCGUGAAAGAGAAUGCAGUCAGAAAUCCUCCAGACAGCGUAAACGUCAAACUUGGCAAUGAAAACCCAGAAACCAUGAAGAACUUAGGGUUUAACUUGCAGCUUAAAAAAGGGUAUAAACCUAAACCAAUUCCAAACCAGAAUAACCUGCAGGUAGCUAAAAAUAAAAAACGUGCUUUCACAGCCGCGUCGGACGCUGAUGACAGCAGUUCAGUGGACAGCGACGACAGCAUCGAACAAGAAAUUAGGAAGUUCUUGGCAGAAAAGGCUAAAGACUCCGCAAGCAGUUCAGAGAUGCAGAAAGAUGAUGCAACUCUGGAUCUGUUGAGAGCGACCAAACAGACUGCUAAUAAAGGAAAAGCAAAGCCACAGCCCGUUGAAAGUGAGGUUGACCUCGUGCUGGGCCAGGGUAAAAAGACUGAGGUGUCUCAGCAAACGGGGGAGUUGAAGAACUCUGAGAGGACAGAAGGGAAAAGUGCAAUGCUCCAUGGCAGUGGGAAGUCGGCUUCCUCUGCAGAGAAUGUUAGUCUUCACGCCACCGGUCAAUCAAAAGCUAAGCAAGGAGUGGUGGAGGUUAAAGGUGGCGAGUUGUCUGGAAACACCACAGGUAAAAAGGAUGUCGCUCAUACAGAGCCUGUGCGGAAAAUGCUUCCACUUAAAACCAGCAAAAAUGAAGGUUGUCAAGUACGAAAAGUAAUUAAUGCAAAGUCUAGAGCAAAAAGAAAGAAUACCUUUCACCUAAAGAUCUCAAGUAAAUUUAUUGCAGGUCUCAAAUACGCCCGGGACAGGAAGAAAUCCAUGCUGUUGAACAAAAGGCAGAAAGCAGAGCGUUUGCUCGCCCAGAGCAGUGCAUUAGGCGCGGAGGGAGCUUCCCAGGGUACGGACGUGCCUAACCAGGGAAGAGGAGCCCCCUUGCCAAAAGGCAGAUGUAGUGGGGAGAGUCCGACAGCUAUAAAAGACGCCGAUUCUCCCCAGAGGCUCGCUGUGGGAGCGUCGAGUCCCCACGUAGCAGAAACCUGCGAAAGGCUGGAGGCUGCUCCUUUGUCUAUCGGAGGGGAAGCAGAGGGUUGCAGAAGGGCUAAUGAUUCAGGAGACCGGUCGGAUUCGCCCUCGAGUCUCUCCUCACAGGAGCAGAGCGUGGCAGAAGUCCAAGGAGAUAAGGUCUGCGGAGGAACACCCAAAGCCGAGAACACGCAGCUGUGGAUCGAGGAAGGCGAUACCCCCAAAGACACCUGGGCCGGUUCAGAUUUAGACCCCCCGCCCCCUGAACGCGGUGUGGCCGCGGUGAGAGCAGAUAAAGGUGGCAGAGAGACGCCUCAGCAGAGCCGUGCGUGCAGUAAGGGAGAGGAUAACCAGCAGGACCAGAGGCCAGAUCCGAGUUUAGGUUCCCCACUGCAGGAACGAAAUGUGACAGCAAUAACAGUGGAUAAAACGGGUGGAGGAGCGUGCACGGGUAACAGGAUGCACGUGUGCAUUGAGGAGGAAAAUGUUACGUGCCAGGACAGUGACAGGCAGGGAGAAAUUGAGGUAGCCAGCUCCAGUUUGGAAGGAAAAAUACCUGUCCUGCGGAGUAGGGAAACUGCUUGUGAAGUGGACCAAGGGCAGGAAGUGUUAGACGAAACCUGUGCAAAAUUUACUGAUGUACCUGCAGGGGACUGCUCAGAUUCCCUCUCGAAAAGAAAGGUUUCAAAUAUGUAA